Molecule: messenger RNA, 540 nt
Organism: Saccostrea cuccullata (small rock oyster)
Lineage: Eukaryota; Metazoa; Mollusca; Bivalvia; Ostreida; Ostreidae
Product: putative ferric-chelate reductase 1
Exons: 6
Coding region: 166-540 (124 amino acids)
Source: RefSeq, a predicted model, not a curated record
GUUUUGUUCAAUCCACUGGAGAAAAUUACUAAUGUGGUAACUUCUGCAACUGGAUCCUUAUUCACGUGUACAUUUGACAGACAAAUCAAUUCAACCAACCCAAAAAUAUUCGACCUCAAUUCAAAAUGGUAUCUUCUGAUUGCAGAAGGAUUUAUCAGAGACGGAAUGAUGCAGGAACAUUAUUUCGAACACACUCCCCAUUCUGAGAAUACUGUUGAUAUGUUUGGAUUCGAAGUGAUCACAGGAAAACGACUGAAGGAGCCAAUUGUCAAGUUACACGGAUUAAUCAUGGUCUUGGCUUGGAUGGUUUUCUCCAGUGUAGGCUUACUUAUUGCCAGGUACUUCAAAUCUCAGUGGAGCGAAAGAACUAUCUUAGGACAGAAAGUUUGGUUUCAGGUUCAUCGUGGUUGUAUGGUUUUAGUGCUUUUAUUUACGGUGAUUUCAUUCUUCAUCAUUAUACUCUCCGCGGGGAAGUACAGAGAUUUGACAAUAUACAACUACAAUCUUGGGAAUCGUCAUACUGAUCUUGACCUGCAUUAA